Spea bombifrons (plains spadefoot toad) is the source of this 812-nucleotide messenger RNA. Its product is annotated as cAMP-responsive element modulator-like. The transcript is spliced from 3 exons. Gene Ontology annotation, molecular function: DNA-binding transcription factor activity, RNA polymerase II-specific; RNA polymerase II cis-regulatory region sequence-specific DNA binding. Gene Ontology annotation, biological process: regulation of transcription by RNA polymerase II. The record is from RefSeq and is a predicted model, not a curated record. Gene Ontology annotation, cellular component: ATF4-CREB1 transcription factor complex; nucleus. The coding region runs from base 1 to 471 and encodes 156 amino acids. Lineage: Eukaryota; Metazoa; Chordata; Amphibia; Anura; Pelobatidae.
AUGGGCAACACCGCAUCCUGCUGCGUGUCCUCCAGCCUCAAUCUGCGGAGAAAUGCCCACUCAAGGCUGGAGUCCUACCGACCAGAGCACGACAUCAGCAGGGAGGAUACGGGCCACAACCGGCAGCACAUCAGCAACCGGGAGAAUGUUGGAGAUUCUAAUAUUGCAGCUGCCAGCGGAGACAUUCCAACGUACAAGAUCCGCAUCCCAUCGGAGUUGGCCCAUUAUAAGCCAGUGGCUACAUCACCGGCCAGCAUGCGUGGCCCUAAAGACCUGGCUGAAGAAGCCACACGAAAGAAGGAAAUGCGGCUGAUUAAAAAACGAAAAGCCGCCAAGGAGUAUCGACGCAGGAAGAACGAGUAUGUGAGGAACCUGGAAUGUCUCGUGGCCUUACUGGAAAUUGAGAACAAGGAGCUUUUCGAGGGGCUAGAAAGAGUCGAGAACGGCAUAUGUGCCCGUCGUUCAAUCUGAUGGCCGCCAACCAUUGAGACGACAGACUUUCACCAUCCAAGCUGUCACGCUGUUAGCGAUUACGCUAUAGAUAUUGGCCUUAAUUGUUCAUAAAUAAAUAGUUCAUUUACGAGAAAAAACAUUUACAUAUGAGUAUAUGGAGUUUUUAUAUUUUGUUAUUUAAUUGGUAACUUUGCACCUUUUUUUAUAGUGUUUCCUACAUCAUGUAACAUGGACUGUUUUAUACGCAACAAAUAUAUUUUUGUAAGAUAUUUAAAUUGGAUUUAUAGGAAUCUUGUAAUAAAAAAUGUUUUGCGCCCGACCAUAACUCAGGACUUAAUGUAAAAUAUUAAAUAUCAUAA